Molecule: messenger RNA, 1554 nt
Organism: Lathyrus oleraceus (garden pea)
Lineage: Eukaryota; Viridiplantae; Streptophyta; Magnoliopsida; Fabales; Fabaceae
Exons: 7
Coding region: 1-1554 (517 amino acids)
Biological process (GO): DNA integration
Molecular function (GO): nucleic acid binding
Source: RefSeq, a predicted model, not a curated record
AUGUUUGCUGGAAGGAAUGAUGAUGCGCUUGCGGUGACAUUGACCCUGUUGGCUGGUGCCAUUCCGCAAAUGAAUGUUGGUGAUCAGGAGCAUGAUGCUGAUGAGUUCCUUGCUUUAGGGAAGUUCGAGAAGAACAAUAUGCCAACUUUUGAAGGAGCUCAUGAACCUGACAAAGCUCAAGAAUGGUUGAAGGAUAUUGAGAAUAUCUUUCGAGUUAUGAACUGUUCAGAUGUGCAGAAGGUGCAAUUUGGCACUCAUAUGCUUGAGAAAGAAGCUGAGGAUUGGUGGCGCAACACUGUUCAGAGAUUUGAUGAGGAUGGCAUUGAAGUGACUUGGGAACUUUUCCGUGAUGCUUUUCUGGAGAAGUAUUUUCCAGAAGAUGUUUGUGGAAAGAAGGAAAUUGAAUUUCUUGAGUUGAAGAUCUAUGAUGAGGAUAGCCGUGAGAGUGCUGCUCAUUACAAGUCCUUGCAUGAUAAGAAAGGAAAAGGGAAAUUUCGAGGGAAGUCGUAUGGUGGUAAGAAGAAAGGUGGUGAUGGAAAGAAGCCGAGUGGGGGAAGAUCUCACACUCCUAUCAAGCACAUUAGUACGAAGUGCAACAAGCCGAAGAAGGAGCAAGCCAAAGGGAAAGUGUUUGCAUUGUCCGGUGCUGAUACUUCUGCUGAGGAGAGAUUGAUUCGAGAUUUUGAAGUUGAUUUAGUGUGUCUUCCAUCGAGUCAACUUGAUGUUAUUUUGGGAAUGGACUGGUUGAGGGCCAACCAUGUCUAUAUCAACUAUUUUGCGAAAGCUGUUCUUUUUCUUGAGCCAGAGAAGGAAGGUGAUUUAUUCUUGUCUACUCAACAACUUAGUGAAAAUGGAACAAUGGGUGAAUUUCCAGUUGUUCGUGAUUUUCCUGAAGUGUUUCCUGAUGAGGUUAGAGAUUUUCCGCAUGAAUGUGAAGUUGAGUUCACGAUUAAUUUGAUUCCUGGUACUAGUCUGAGUGAAGAGGAUUAUGCUAAGCAUUUGAGGAUUGUUUUAUUUGUAUUGAAAGAGAAGCAGUUGUUUGCUAAACUUUCGAAGUGCGAGUUUUGGUUGAAGGAAGUGAGUUUCCUUGGCCAUGUGAUCUCUAGUGGUGGUAUUUCGGUUGAUUCUUCUAAGAUUGAGGCUAUAUCUCAAUGGGAAGUGCCGAAAUCUGUUAUGAGAUUCGUAGUUUUCUUGAAAUUAAAGAUUGAGCAUCAAAAGUCGUCUGGUUUGUUACAACCGUUAUCUAUUCCUGAAUGGAAAUGGGAUAGUAUUUCUAUGGAUUUUGUUCCUGGUUUACCUAGGACUCAGAGUAAUUGUGAAGCUAUUUGGGUUAUUGUGGACAAGUUGACGAAAUCUGCUCACUUUAUUCCGAUUAGAAUGGAUUAUUCGAUGGAGAGGCUUGCAGAGCUGUAUAUUGAGAAAAUUGUUAGUUUGCAUGGUAUUCUGUCUAGCAUUGUGUCAGAUAGGGAUGCGAGGUUUACUUCGAGAUUUUGGGAAGGUUUGCAACGUGCUCUGGGUACAAAGUUGUGUUUGAGUUCUGCUUAUCAUCUGUAG